Danio aesculapii is the source of this 2866-nucleotide messenger RNA. RefSeq lists its product as uncharacterized. Gene Ontology annotation, cellular component: external side of plasma membrane. The transcript has 13 exons. Gene Ontology annotation, biological process: cellular response to lipopolysaccharide; T cell costimulation; immune response. Lineage: Eukaryota; Metazoa; Chordata; Actinopteri; Cypriniformes; Danionidae. The coding region runs from base 1107 to 2573 and encodes 488 amino acids. The record is from RefSeq and is a predicted model, not a curated record.
GGACCUCGAACCAGAAAUCAAACUCAGGUCGCCGUGAGCACCUCGGUGCUAUCUAUCAACGCACUAUCCACUAGGCUAUUGGCGCCGACAGUGUUGCAUUAUUGAAUGAAGCGUUGUGCACUAUACAGCUACUCCUCUGUGGCUCUGAAUUAAAUUCUGAUGUCAUUUCCAUUUUCAAAAUAUCAUUUUUAUAUAAUAAUUUUUGUUUUGGGGUGGCACAGUGGUUAGUCACCUCAGAGCAAGAUGGUCGCUGGUUCGAGUCCCAGCUGGACCAGUUGGCAUUUCUGUGUGGAGUUUGCAUGUUCUCUCUGUGUUGGCGUGGGUAUUCUCCUGGUGCUCUGGUUUCCCCCACAGUCCAAAACAUGCGCUAUAGGUGAACUGGAUGAAGAAAAUUGACCGUAGUGUAAGAGUGUGUGUGAAUGUGAGAGUGUAUGAGUGUUUCCCAGUACUGGGUUGCGGCUGGAAGGGCAUCUGCUGCGUAAAACAUAUGCUGGAAUAGUUGUCAGUUCAAUCCGCUGUGGUGACCCCUGAUAAAUCAGAGACAAAAUCAAAGGAAAAUGAAUGAAUUAAUGCAAGAAGCAAGAAGGUCGCUGGUUCGAGCCUCGGCUGGGUCAGUUGGCAUUUCUGUGUGUAGUUUGCAUGUUCUCCCCGUGUUCGCGUGGGUUUUCCUCCAGGUGCCCCGGUUUCCCUUGUGCCCCCACAAGUCCAAAGACAUUUGCUAUAGGUGAAUUGGGUAGGCUAAUUUGUCUGUAGUGUAUGUGUAUGAAUGAGUGUGUAUGGAUGUUUCCCAGUGAUAGGUUGCAGCUGGAAGGGCAUCCACUGUGUAAACAUAUGCUGGAAUAGUUGGCGGUUCAUUCCACUGUGGCGACCCCAGAUUAAUAAAGGGACUAAGCCGAAAAGAAAAUGAAUGAAUGAAUGUUCUUAUAAUUGCUCUUUGUAGUCUGACAUUUUGAACAUGACUUAAUAAAAUAAAUUAUUUUUUUAAGAUGGCAUAAGCAUGAUUUUAAGAUCACACGUAGAUUUUAAUCAUAAACAAGCUUAGAAAUGCAUUCAUUUGCAUGAACUCAUUUCACAAUACUUAAGUGUAUUUUUGUUUUUUAGGGUUCAUGGUAAAAAGUCCCUCUGGUCCUCUGGUUGUACCACUGGGAUCUUCAGUCAUUUUGCCUUGUUACUGUAAUAAAGACUUAUCAGAUCUGAAGGUGGAAUGGAGAAGAGCAGACUCAGAGACUCUGGUUCAUCUGUAUCAAGAUGGUGAGAGUCAACCAGAGGAACUGGAUGAAGAUGAGCAAAACAGAGCUUAUUUCUUUACUGAGCAGAUUAAACAUGGAAACUUCUCCCUCCGUCUGAGCAAUCUGACAGCUGAAGAUAAGGGAGAAUACACAUGUACAGUUUACAGUGAGCAAAAUACUGUAUUUUCAGCUAAAACAAACCUGGAAGUUGGAAUGCUUGAUGCAUAUUUCCAUCUUCAGAUGUUUUUGGUCAUCUGUCCAAAUAUGAUCAUGUCCUGUGCUUUUGCCUUGUGGGGUAUUUCUGACGGAUCUCUGAAUGAGUCGGUCUCUUGCUGUGCUCUUUAUUUUCUGAGGCCUCUUUUGUUGCUCUGGGCGGCUCCAUAUAUCAGUAACUUCACAGGCAACAUUAAAACAUUGAUUCUGAAACACAGUUAUGUUGCUGAAUAUGUUUCUCUCUCAAUUGUUAUUUAUACAGCUCUUUUUACAACAGCUUUUGAAAAGCUUGUGAAUUAUGCAGAGUUUGAGAAACACAUGAUAAUAGUCCUGUUUGCAGUUGUUUUUCUGUGCUGCCUUAGCAAAAUUGUUUACCUUUUAGCUAAACAGAUUGGAAAGAAAAGUGGACGGAUAAUUAACACGCUUGACAUUGUGGCCGAUAUGAUCUUUGAAAUUCUGCCUACCUUACAAUUCAUCCUCCUCUUCUUCACAUUUGGAUCUGUCAGUGGAGCAUUCAUCAUUGUUGUCAUUUUACCACUAUUAAUGAUGAUGACGAACGACACAUGGUUUUUCAGAUGCUAUGAUAGACUCAACUGUUCUGAAUCAAUUAUGAGAACUGUGAUGUUAAUCUUCAUAUUAGUGAUUAAUGCAGCAAUGAUCGGCCUUUACAUAUUGACACUGGAACAUAAAACAGAUGCCAUUGGAUGGGCCUGUGUAAUGCUAUUUCUCCAAAUCCUCUGGGCCAUUAUGAAGUUUACUGUAUAUUUUCUUGAUUUUGACAAUGUUUUCCAUCGUGCUGUUGCUGUCUAUGUGUUUGGAUCAGUUGGUAUUGUUUUACUGAACUCUGUUACUCUGAUGACUGAAGUCAUACUGAAAACAGUGAAUGGUGAUCGUAUGCUGGAAGAUCUACGAUUCAUUGUCUUCCCUUCUGAAUGUGUCUUUGCCAUAUCUCUGCUGAUUUCUGGAUUAUUUCCGUCUAGUGUUGUGAAGUGUCUGCAGUUUUUUCAGAAAAGGGUGAACUCUAAAGAAACUCAAAAGCUAAACACAACAGGAUCACAACUGACUAAGCUGAAUGCUGAAUAUCAGGAGGAAAAUCUGCUUGAUUCAGGGAAAACACAAAAAGAUCAAUGAUGGGAGAAUGGGAUUUUUCCAGAUUUUUUUUUUCUGCACGCUGCACAAGAUCUCAAAGCACACUUUUCUGCAAAACUGCUUUAAUACAGUUUGAAUUGUAAAAAUAAAAUAAAAUGAAAAUGUUCAUGUGAUCAUUUAAAAUAAUGAAGCUUUGUAAGAUUACAUUAUUUGUUGGUAAUAUACAGUAACUGUUUUCCUGUAGUGGAAUUGCCAGGGUUGAAGAGAUUGCUUUUUAUAUAACAGGUUUAUUUGUUCGUUUAAAAUAGAGAUCCAACUUUGUUACCGACUGAGCG